CCAAAUGGACAGUAAGAGCAUAAGCCUGUCAGAAGAAAUGGUCUUGCGAUUUACACAUUGGAAAAAAAUGUUGUUAAUGUUGUUUCUGAUUGCCUGUAUAAUGUUGUGUGGUCAUUCAAAAAAAGAAACCAUUCAAAUGGAAUUUGGGAAGAACAUUUCUCUCAUUUGUUCAAAUCAUACAUGGAGUGAACUAAUCAUGCAAAAAUGGACCAUUUGGAAGUUAGGCGUAGGGAAUUGUGAUAUUGCUGUGCACUAUAAUGGGACUAUGGUAAACAACUGUACAAACAACCCAGUUUAUGUAAACUCCAUUAAUCCACAUCUUUCAAUAUCUAACUUUGAAUCUAAUUAUGUUGGAAAAUAUUCCUGUGAAUAUACUUUCAAUGGAGGAACAGAUAAGAUAGACUACUAUUUAUGGGGACACAAAGGUACCUCUGAGAAUAAUAACUUCAGUCUUACCACAUAUCUUUCUGUAGGCGCUGGUGUUCUCGUGGCCUUUCUUAUUUUUUUGGUUUUGAUGAGACUCUACUGCAAAUCAAAAUUAUUGGAAAUGAAGCAGUCCAGACAAAAUCAGGAAUUACAAGACUUUGAGCCUUACUCAGUCUACACAGAGAAAGUGAAUGUUGUCUAUGAAAGAUAAGAUGAUGAAAUAACUGCACGAAUCCAGUUCCUGGGAAGUACUGUGCCGGAAAAGUGUAUUGCCUCUGUCCAUUAAAUGUUUCAUAAUACAGUAUGAAUGUACAUAUAUACUAUUUAUGAGUAACAGACUGUGAAUUUUAAUUAAUAAUAAUUUUACAUUGUGUUCAGAGUGAUGGAAUUAGAAUUUGACAGAGAUGACCAAUUUGACAAUGACACAAAUAGAUUAUUGGAUGAGUCUAAGCACACCUUAGUACAGGCAGUAUACAUUCUAGUAAAGACUGUGGUGCUACAGUUGGAGACAGGCCUUAUUGAGAUAAAGUGAGUUUAUGAAUAAACAUUCCACACAAAAAGAAUAAACAUAGCUCACUAUGUUCAAAAGAAGCUCAUUCUGCCACAAGUGAAAUUUUGUCAGGCCAUAAGCGCAACAAGCAAUGGAUUAGAAGAUGAAAUUGGGAGUAAAAAAAAAUUGGCUGAGGUCAUAACCAGAAAGACAAAUGUUGUUUGACAAACACAAUCUACAAAGGAAAAUUCAAAGUCCAGCAGCCAUACCACAUGCACUUCAGAAGUAAUCCACCUGAAGCUAAGCAUGGUUCAGCCCAGCCAGUACUUGGAUGGCAGACCAACCAAGAAAAGCUUGGGUUGAUACUAGAAGAGGUUUUGGUGAGUCCAAUGGGAGCGCUGAUUAUGGGAGCGCUGAUUGUGGAUCCCAAUGCCCCAGUACAUUGACAAGGACACAGAGAGGUUAGGAGCACGCACUGAUACAGUGCAUUGCCGC
Messenger RNA from Polypterus senegalus (gray bichir), 1411 nucleotides. RefSeq lists its product as uncharacterized. The coding region runs from base 5 to 637 and encodes 210 amino acids. The transcript is spliced from 5 exons. NCBI's taxonomy places the organism in Eukaryota, Metazoa, Chordata, Cladistia, Polypteriformes, Polypteridae. Gene Ontology annotation, molecular function: signaling receptor activity. Gene Ontology annotation, biological process: regulation of neuroinflammatory response. The record is from RefSeq and is a predicted model, not a curated record.